This is a messenger RNA of Clarias gariepinus (North African catfish), 3626 nucleotides long. It is a transcript of the gene slc24a4b, whose product is annotated as solute carrier family 24 member 4b. The record is from RefSeq and is a predicted model, not a curated record. The transcript has 17 exons. Lineage: Eukaryota; Metazoa; Chordata; Actinopteri; Siluriformes; Clariidae. Bases 201 to 1994 code for a protein of 597 amino acids. Gene Ontology annotation, biological process: calcium ion transmembrane transport; intracellular calcium ion homeostasis. Gene Ontology annotation, molecular function: calcium, potassium:sodium antiporter activity; calcium channel activity. Gene Ontology annotation, cellular component: membrane.
GCGUUCGGGUUCGUCUGCGGGACUGCACGCGGAAAGAAGGUGAGCGCGAGGAGCGUGCAAACGAGCGCGUGCAUGUAUUUAGAUCUGCAUCGUUAUAUACGCUCUAGGACAGGUAGGAGGAUUCGGGACGGGAAUGCUGCAUUGAUUCGAAAGCGCUUGCAUGAACCAAAAGCGAGAGAAAACGCCGCAUCUGAAAUGAAAUGAUGGUCGAAUUGGAGCAGAGUGACAGCAUGAAGAAGAAAUGCGCCAUCGCGAAGAUAUUCAAAGUUCGUAAGAGGCGCGAGCUGCUGUGCGCGCAGGCGGGUUUGCUGUGCAGCCUGCUGCUGGGGGUUUGGACCAUGUCGGAGCUCCUCACCCAGGCAGGACACGGCAUGAUCGUAGACGGUGGGAUAAACGUUGACGCGCACUGGGGCAGGAGGCUGAUGGCCUUGGCACAAAACAACGAGACGGUAGAGAAGAACUGUACUGAGCCAGCUGUACAUGAAUUUCCUGAGGACUUUUUCACCAACACAGAGCGGAAAAGUGGAGCAGUGCUACUGCACAUCCUAGCGGCUCUUUAUAUGUUCCUGGCGCUGGCGAUUGUGUGUGACGACUACUUCGUGACCUCCCUGGAGAAGAUCUGUGAGAAGUUGGAUCUUAGUGAGGAUGUAGCAGGAGCCACCUUCAUGGCUGCAGGAAGCUCAGCUCCUGAACUCUUCGCAUCUGUUAUAGGUGUGUUUAUUACUCACGGUGAUGUUGGAGUUGGAACCAUUGUUGGCUCUGCUGUUUUCAACAUCCUCUGCAUCAUUGGCGUGUGUGGGAUUUUUGCUGGACAGGUGGUGUUAUUGACGUGGUGGGCUGUUUUUCGGGACUCUCUCUACUACAUCCUGUCUGUUGUGGCGCUGAUUGCAUUUAUCUAUGAUGAGAAGAUUGUUUGGUGGGAGAGCUUGGUGUUGGUGGUCAUGUAUACAGGAUACAUACUGAUCAUGAAAUUUAACUCCAGCAUGCAGACUUUUUUCACUGGAAAAGGCAACAAGAAUGUUGCUAACGGGAACGCAGCAAGCGGAAACGAGUUGGAGGAUGUCAAACCUAGUAAGGCCUAUACUCGAGGUUCAGUGGUCAUGGUGGACGAGAUCAUCAAUGCCAGCCCUCCAAAUUACCGUUUCCCCGAGGCUGGGCUUCGUGUCAUGGUGACCAACCACUUCGGACCCAAAACCCGCCUUCGCAUGGCCAGUCGUCUCAUUAUUACCGAGAGGCAGAAGCUGAUGAAGGGAGCCAACGGUGUUGAGGUGGCAGUCGUGGAUGGAAAGGGUGACAUUGAGAAUGGGAAUGUGCCAGAGGACACAGUGAAGCCGAGUGAAGAGGAGGAUGGAGAACUGACCUCACCCUUCACCAUACCAAAGGGCUGCAUGAACAAGACUAAAUGGCUGAUCUCAUGGCCUCUGCUCUUACUGCUCUUCUUCACCAUCCCAAACUGCGCCAGACCUCGCUGGGAGAAGUACUUCAUGCUCUCCUUUAUCCUCUCGACUGUCUGGAUUGCGAUCUUCUCCUACUUUAUGGUGUGGAUGGUGACCAUCAUUGGCUACACCCUCGGCAUUCCUGACGUUAUUAUGGGCAUCACGUUCCUGGCAGCCGGCACUAGUGUUCCAGAUUGCAUCGCCAGCCUGAUAGUUGCGCGCCAAGGUCUGGGCGACAUGGCUGUGUCUAACAGCAUCGGCAGUAAUGUGUUCGACAUCCUGGUGGGGCUCGGAUUGCCAUGGGCUCUGCAGACGAUGGCCAUCAGCUAUGGCUCAGUGGUGAUGAUAAACAGCCGAGGGUUACUGUAUUCUGUCGUGCUGCUGCUCGGCUCCGUCGCUCUUACUAUCCUGGGCAUCCACAUCAACAAGUGGAAGUUGGACUUCAAGCUGGGUGUGUACGUCCUGGUCUUGUACGCCAUCUUCCUCUGCUUCUCCAUCUUGAUCGAGUACAACGUGUUCACUUUCGUCAACCUGCCCAUGUGUCAGGAGGACCAUUAGAAUUCCACGCAAUCCUUCACAUCUUGCCAAUGGUCACCUCCCAUCCCAUGUAAUUUCUCUCUCACCCUCUCACUCCUUUUCCUUCUAUCUAUGUCUUUCUCUUCUUUCAAUAGCUGCUGGUCUUCCACUGUAGUGUUAAAACCACCAUUACCUCAAAGUGGACCAGGAUGAUAAUGUUUAUCACACAGUAAGUUACAGAUGUUCUCUCAAUGGCAGCAGUCAACAAAGUGUUUCCAUGGUGACCAGGAGCUUGCCUCGCCAUACUGUUAUCAAACGAUAACACAAGCAUUCCACCAUGGAAAGAGCUUUUUCCUUGAUCCAAGAGGAGGAUCUUCUUGUUGGCAGCUCUUUUAUUCUUUAUUAAAAAAAAAAGAAAAAAAGACAUCUUUCACGUUGCAUAAUGGAUUUGUCAAAUGUGGAUUGUGUUGGCUUUCUCCUACCUUUUUUUCCCCCCUCGUUCUACAAUGGCUUAAUGUUAUUUAUUUAUUUAUUUAUUGCCGCUAUUUAAUUAAUUUAUUUCUAACUACUCAUUGCACUGUGACUGACGAUGUGUAUGCUUUUUUUAUUUCAUGGCACUUUGUGAAAAUUUUAUUUUUUUGUCGUGUCAAACUUUUUUGUAAUACGAAUGCAAAAUCUAAGAGAGGGAGAGAAAGAGAGUGUGUAGAAAAACAGCAGGAUAAGAUCUGGAUCACGCUUUGGUUAUGUGCCGUGUAUUGUAAAGAUGAAAGAGGUUCUUAUUCAAUCUAAGGAACUAGAGGAAUGUGGAAAUACUUUUUAGUUUAAAAAAAAGGCAUGUCAUCUAACUUAAAAAUUUUUUUUUUUGGGUCACAAUCUGAAGGAUUUAAAAAAAAAAAAUAUUGUGCAGUGAGCCCUGUGCAUCAUUGCUGUGAGUAUGUUUGUGUUUCGAGCAGGAGGCAGAGGAUCCCAGGUUGGAUCCUGAUCCUUAUUUCCAUCUUGCAGAUAUGGGUUUACAUUUUUUUUUAAACAACUCUCCAUGUAGAUACUUGCACUUUAAAGAAAAAAAAAAAGCAUCCAAGCAAGUCCUCUCUCAUCCGUGUACCAUGUGUUCUUCUGUGACGUUGUACACAAAAAGAAAGCCAAUGAUGAAGACAGCUGCCCUGCUGAUGACUAUUUGCGCACAGCUACAGAAAGCACAUCCUAUCUCAAUCCACAGUACAUGAUGGGACAGUUCGGUGAUCCUUAACCAAACCCAUCCAGCAGCAGUGGAAAAAAAAAAAAAAAAAAAGCUCAUGACACCCAUAUUGCAAAACCACGACAUGACAAAUCCGUGCGCCACAUCAUUUGAAACGCAUGUCUAAUUUCUGUGUGAGGGUUGCUGCUAAAAUAUGCAAUCUCAACAUGAGCAGCGCUUUCACGUCUUCGCAUGAAGGACAAACCUGAACUGCUCUUCACCAGGAUUUUAUUAGCUAUUUAGUAAGAAUGAGAAGAAUGUUUCAGAAGGGGGCACUAUGCAAGGAGGGGACGGGCAUUAUAUUUCUCAUCAUUUGUGAACGACUUGAAUCUGUGUCUGGACAUGAUGAGACUGCAAGAGAGACUUUUUUUUUUUUUUUUGGAAGCUGCUAACCAUGAUUGGAACGACAUGACCUCACACACACAAACACACAAACACAC